This is a messenger RNA of Dothidotthia symphoricarpi CBS 119687, 534 nucleotides long. RefSeq lists its product as uncharacterized. The record is from RefSeq and is a predicted model, not a curated record. The transcript has a single exon. NCBI's taxonomy places the organism in Eukaryota, Fungi, Ascomycota, Dothideomycetes, Pleosporales, Dothidotthiaceae. The coding region runs from base 85 to 417 and encodes 110 amino acids.
CUCUUCCCAUGUUGACUAACUCGGACGAGGCCUUCUCGACAUGAUCCGCCCACAUCUUUCGGCAAAAGCAUAUGGCACUCUCAUAUGUUACUCAACUCGUCUUAUCAAAUCUGGAGCGUUUGGCGUAGCGUGGCAGCGUGUUUUUAUUUUGCAUUUUUUUUUGGGGGGCCCCAAAUUACAAGGGCGCAGGGGGGGUCAUCUCAUAUCUAUCUAUCUAUCUGGUUUUGUUUUCUUCUCUUAUACUGGGCAAAUGGGGCAUCUUUGAACGACAUUGACGAAUAUUUUCUUCGUGUAUAUGCGGGUAGCACGGAUGGGUUCAGCAGGGAGGUCUUGGUACGCCCCCUUUUUUUGAGACGACGACUGCGUGGGCAGCGUGGUAGUAUUUGUCUUCACCGAUCACUUGGUGUGCUGUGGUAGUCUAGUGAUCAAAUCAGAGGAACAUGCUAGUUUCAACGCUCCCACAUGGAUGGCUUGUCUUGGGUCGUGCUUGGGUUUGCAGAAAGUUCAUGGACUUGCGAAUGUCUUCCUACAUGU